ACACUGAAAACUUCACAUGUUCUCCCUUCUACGACUCUCCUCAUCUCACAUUGAUCUCUUCACUGCAAUUUUGUUCUGUUAAUUAUCUGCAGAAAAAAGAAAAGAAUUUAUAAGGGGUCUCUCUGCAAAAUCUUUAAAGCCCUUAUCCAUUUCUGUUUUUUUGGAAAACUGUGUCAGUUAGGCUGUUGCUCGUUAUAUAUAUACAGAAACAUUUUCAGUGAUUUUGGUUUUGCAAAAUUAUAUAUGGAGAAAGCAAAGCAAGUAGCUGGUUCAUCUGCUUCUUCGUCAUCCUUUACCAACGAUCUGUUUGGUCCCAAAGAGCCGACAAAAUCGUCGCUCUUUGGUUCCGUUUUUGGCCCUCAUUCCACGGGACUGGGAAGGGAUACCAUUCACUCUGGAGUUAGAGGUUUAUCAAGAAUCCAAGAUUCAGGAAACCAGUCAUUUGGCAAUGCAAAAUAUGGAACUUCAGAAAAUGGGUCUCAAAGAAGCAGGGGAGAUAUCAAGAAAGCCAUAUAUCAGAAUGAAACAACAGAACCAUGCCAUUUGAGCUCAUCUAUAUACUAUGGUGGUCAAGAUGUUUAUUAUCCAACUACUCAGAUCCCUGGCUACCAGAAUACUUUCAAGAAAAAUGAAGAAGAUGAUAGUCAAAAUGGAAACAAUUCAAACUGUGCUUCAAGAGGAAAUUGGUGGCAAGGAUCACUGUACUAUUGAGGUCUUGCAUUUUUCCAUGCAAAUCUGAUCAGCCCCUUUGUUAGGAGAUCAAAGAAGGAAAUCAUCACCUACAAGGAGUGGUAGAUCUUACAACAUUUGAUCAGCCCCUUUGUUUCUUUUUCUUGAAGUUGCGGUCUUUCCCGGACCUUACAUGAAUGUGAGAUAUUUUGUGUAUCAGGUUGCCGUUAUAUUUAUGAUAGUAAUUCUAUGACUUUAAGACAACUUGUACAUGGGUUCAUGAGUUCAACAGGACCCACUAUUUCAGUGUUGAACCAUAUAUAUGAAUUCCGCAUAUAAGUAUAAAUAUAUAUUUCAGAAUCCA
Nicotiana attenuata is the source of this 1033-nucleotide messenger RNA. RefSeq lists its product as uncharacterized. The transcript has 5 exons. NCBI's taxonomy places the organism in Eukaryota, Viridiplantae, Streptophyta, Magnoliopsida, Solanales, Solanaceae. Bases 244 to 711 code for a protein of 155 amino acids. The record is from RefSeq and is a predicted model, not a curated record.